ACCAGUUGCAAUUGGUUUCUUAGAGAGGGUCGUCGAUCGGUGCAACAGAAACCACCGGGCUGGUUUCUUCUCGUCGAUCUCGACUCGGGUGCCUGGCUGAUUCCCUGUAGCGAGAUAUUCACAUCUAUGAUAUCGGAUGGCGCCUGACGAUCCUGCAAAAAACAUCAAAUUUGUCCAAGAAAUUGAAAAAUACUCAUGUAUUUACAACCACACCCUUCAGGAGUAUUCAAGUAAGGAGGCUACGGAGAAUGCGUGGCAGAAGGUGGCGAAAGAAAUGGAAGAUACAGUGCCGAACUGCAAGGAGAAAUGGCGGAACCUACGUACGGUGUUCGUCCGGAAGAUGAAGCAGCCGCCUGGCCGUGGACCGUCUGGCAGGAAAAACGCCAAACCCUAUUACCUGAUGAGCGCUAUGCAGUUCAUCAUCCCGUACGUCAAGACUCAACUGCCAAACGUCUCUGGCAAUUACAUAUCUAAGGAGGAGGAGGAGGAAGAGGAGGCGGAGAAGGAAGACGCCUUUCGGUCGGAAUCAGAGGACGAGCUGCUUGGAGGUCACGUACCAGAAGACCUCGAGGUUCUCGACGGGGUAGGUCACCAAAGAGGGAAGAAGCUGCUGCCUUCUGUAAAUGCCGACGAAGACAAUGUCCCGCAAGACGCCGACGCCCUGCCGACCUCCGUGGACGGGGCAGCGGCAGAAGUAGGGGGAGGACUCCGACCCAAACCGCAGUUCCGCAGAAAGAGGAGAUUUCCUACCUGGGGCAACAUCGAUCAGUCGUACACAGACUUCGUCAGUAGGAAGAUGUCGAGAAUGUACGCUGACGAAGAUCCCCGAAGGCAGUUCCUCCUCAGCCUGCUUCCGGAUGUCCAUGAAAUGACGGAUGCUCAGAUGAGGAAGUUCAAGAAAUCAGUCAUGGAAGUUGUGGACACUAUUCUAAGUGAACCUGGUAAUAAUACUCAUGGCGAGACGACCUGCUCUGCUGCGCAUGCGCACGUUGUGGUUAAAUCACCCUCUCAAUAAAAAUAGUUCGCUCACAUAUGAACCUGUCAGCUGAACUCUCUUCAAAAUAGCAGGCAGAUCAAAAUGAUGCGAAUAAACUUCCUUCAGGUUGGAGAUGCUUAAAGACAUAUUAAGGAAACCGUAAGAAAGUGUCCUUGAAAUGUAGAUUCUUCCAGAUGCAGGUAUAUUAAAAAAUAGGUCAUUUGUA
Macrobrachium nipponense is the source of this 1202-nucleotide messenger RNA. RefSeq lists its product as uncharacterized. Lineage: Eukaryota; Metazoa; Arthropoda; Malacostraca; Decapoda; Palaemonidae. Gene Ontology annotation, cellular component: transcription regulator complex; nucleus. Gene Ontology annotation, biological process: regulation of transcription by RNA polymerase II. Bases 137 to 1015 code for a protein of 292 amino acids. The transcript has 2 exons. The record is from RefSeq and is a predicted model, not a curated record. Gene Ontology annotation, molecular function: DNA binding.